Messenger RNA from Ceraceosorus guamensis, 333 nucleotides. RefSeq names its product FMN-linked oxidoreductase. The record is from RefSeq and is a predicted model, not a curated record. Gene Ontology annotation, molecular function: oxidoreductase activity. The transcript has a single exon. NCBI's taxonomy places the organism in Eukaryota, Fungi, Basidiomycota, Exobasidiomycetes, Ceraceosorales, Ceraceosoraceae. The annotation marks the transcript as partial.
CCUCUUCUUCUCAAAGGUAUCCAGAGCGGUCAAGAUGCUCAAAAAGCGCUCCAUCUAGGCGUAGACGGCAUCGUGGUGUCCAACCACGCAGGACGUCAAGUGGACGGAGCGAUCGCCUCUCUCGAUGCUUUGCCAGAAGUGGUUCGAGCGGUAAAGGGCAAAAUCCCCAUCCUCUUCGAUUCCGGCAUCCGCAGCGCAGCCGAUGUUUUCAAGGCGCUAGCUUUGGGCGCCGAUUGCGUCAUGAUCGGAAGAUUGUGGGUCUAUGGAUUGUCCAUCGAGGGAGAGACGGGCGUUCGACAUGUCCUCAGAAGCUUGUUGGCAGAGUUGGACAUU